AUGAAUGAAACAAUAGGGAAACCUGCAGGAACAUGUUUGGCGAUAACAGAGAAAAAGGCUCAUAGGCCUGGUGGUUGUGUUGGUAUUUUCUUUCAGUUAUUUGAUUGGAAUAGGAGAUUUGCCAAGAAAAAGCUCUUCUCAAGGAAAUUGCUUUCUGCAGCUCGUGCAAAACAGCCAUCAAAGAAGUUUGGAGGGGAUGAGAAGAUGCCCAAAACAAAGCUCAAUUUGAUUGCUGAUGAGAAUAAAGGGGGUUUUCCAAAUGUAAAGAAAAAUGGGAAUGGUAAUAGUGAUGUUGUAGUGCACAAGCAUGAAAUGAGAGCUCCAAGCUUGGUUGCUAGGUUGAUGGGCCUUGAUUCUUUGCCAGCUGCUCAUCGAGAUAAGCACAAGAAAGUUUCAAAUUCUGUUGCUUGUGACGUUACAGAAGAGAAACGUGUUGACAAUAGUCAUAGUGGAUCUGAUAGGGAUGAUUUGAAUAUGGAGAAAUGCAGCACAAAGGUUGAAUCUAGGCCUCAAAAACUUCAAAAGACAGGACAGUCAGAGACACGAGCAGUAACUAGGUUCGGAGCUGAGGCGUUGCAAAUUAAGGGUGUUUUGUCAAGGUCUAGAAAGCAUCAUCAUCCAAAACUUGCGCCUCCAGUUAAGAGUCCUAGGAUUUCCUCUUCCAAGAAUGCAUCUAGGACGUCUAGGUUGAUUGAUGCUGCUACUAGAAUUUUGGAACCUGGGUUGCAGGCUACCAAUAGGGCAAAAAGUGCUCUUACUUAUUCAAGUUCUAUGAAUUAUUGUCCCAGGGAUGAAGUUUCGACAGAGAUUGGAAUUAUGUUACCAAAUAUUGUGAAACAACAAGAUAUUGGAGAUUGUAAUGAGGGUGUAGCCAAGUCUUUCAUAGGGCAAACUUCUUGCAAAAAUUGUGGUAAUUUGUUUGAUGUAGUGGAUUCUGGACACAAUGUGAAGGAGCAGCAGUUUGUUUGUCCAUCCAUUGUUUCACAUUACAUGUCCUCUCAAGAAUCAGAAAUUAUUAAGCCUAGGCGCACCAUAUCAACUCCUGAGGAAGAGAGAAAUGUAAUUUAUCAGAGAAAUUGGGACCAACAAUCCAUUGCUGUGAAAGAGCAGGAUAACACACCAGUACCAAGUCAAACCAUCACCGUCAUCAAACCUCUAUCUCAAGAGGGCCAACCACGGCGGCAAUUGAGAAGCCAGCCGUGCAUGCCUAAAUACCAAGACUCAUCUUCUAUUACUCACAAGCAGAGGAUCCAGACUCAAAAUGAGAUGUUCGUAAGAAGGGAUAGAACUCCGCCAAGGGCCAGAUUAAAUAAUCUGCAAAGCAGGAGAACUUCAGCUGCAAAUGCUAUUAGUGGGGCAACAGAUUUUGUUGCUUUGAACAGAAGCAUAAUCAGUCGUGGCCGGACAAGGGCGUCUACCUUAGCUGAUAAUUCUACAUUUGAUAAAGACAGAAAAGUUUGCAGCAGACAAGAUGAUUCAUUGUCACCGCUAAGGAGCCCAGUGCGCAAAAGGAGGACAGUCAGUGUCAAUGCACAAGUUGAAAGUACUGCAUUUGGUAAUCCGAUGUCUAUGAGACAAAGGAACACCAAGUCUGAUGGUGUGAGUAGAAAAGAGGUUGCAUCUAGCUCUAGCUCUGUCGACCGUGCAUAUAUCAAAAGCAGAUCAGUUAAUGAUGGAGAGCGUAAUAAAAAUAAUGGCAGUAGGGAAAAUGAUGCUGUAUCGUUUACAUUUAAUUCCCCAUUGAGGCACAAAACUUUUGUUUCCGCAGGGCUGGAAGAGAGGAGUAAUCAAAUUGAUAAGAUCUCUUCUCACCGAAGAAGGCUGAUUUUGGAUGAAAAUGAUGGAAAAACAUAUUUGCAGAAUCAAUUGCCAUUGAGAGGUGAUGCACUGGGAACAAUUUUGGAGCAAAAACUAAAGGAAUUGGUCUCUCAAGAAGAGGAUGAAUUAACAAGUGGAGGUAGUCGACCCAUGAGAUCUACUGCUAUGAUUCUCCAAGAGCUAAUACUUGCUUUGACUGCAGCUCAGCCUAUGUCUCCACAUGCUCAUAUGUUUAAUGCAGACAAAACUUGCCAGAUGGAAGAAAAAAUCGGGAGGAAUUCAGUUGGAAUAUCGCCUGAUGGUGAUCAUCUUAGUCCUGGAUCUGUUCUUGAAGCUUCUUUCUCAAAUGGCAGUUGCUUUUCAAGCAGUCUGGAUGAUAGCUCAGGACAUAGGAUGCUGCUGGACUCCAUGGAUUACUCUUAUGAUCAACCACAGCCAUUCAAUACUGAUGCUGAUCUUCUGGAUUGUGCAACCUCUUUGAUACAAGGAAGGACGGGUAGCAAGACGGCAACUGACCUUCUCAACCAUGUCUCUAGGAUAUUACAGAGCAUCAAUCUUGCUGGUGGAGGGUUAACUGGAAACAAGCUCACUCAUUCGAAGAAAGUUAUUAUGCAUGCUGAACUGUUGUUUGGUAACUCAACUCUACGUAGUUCAGAUAGAAUGAAGAGAUUUCUCGUCGGUCCCUUUCUGCUUGAAGGACUUGAAACCCUUGCUAGUGCCAUGUGGAAAAAUCUUAAUUGCCUUAUUGGUUUUGAAGAGAGCAAAGAGAGUAAUAAUCAACUCAGAAGGUUUCUUUUUGAUUGUGUGAUAGAAUGCUUAGAUUCAAAAUACGUCCAGUACAGUAACUCUGGAUUCAAAGCAUGGAAAAGGGUACCAUCGCCCAUGAAUGCAGAAAUGUUGAUUCAAGAGAUCGGUGAGGAGGUCAGAAGGUGGACAGAUUUUGCUGGGAUGAUUCCAGAUGAUAUAAUAGAUUGGGAGAUGAGUCAUUCCUUGGGAAAAUGGACAGAUUUUGAAUUUGAAGGAUUCGAAACUGGUGCAGAAAUCGACUGGGACAUACUUCAGACAUUGGUUGAGGAAAUUGCUGUCGACCUUUGGGAGUGCAGUGUGGAUUCCUUUUGA
This is a messenger RNA of Dovyalis caffra, 2937 nucleotides long. Lineage: Eukaryota; Viridiplantae; Streptophyta; Magnoliopsida; Malpighiales; Salicaceae. The record is from the annotation of a GenBank genome assembly.